AUGGUGUCCUCCCAAACAAGUUGGCUACCGGGUACCGAUGUUCCAGAGAGAUGGAAAGCUUUUGAGUUCAGAUUCAGUCGAUUCCGUGAGAAGACGUUCAUGUGUGACGUUUGUGGUGCGGCAUUCACGCUGAAGCAGAACGUCCAGUCUCAUCUGUUCAUAUACCACGUGAAAGACGAUGGCAGCAUGAAGCAGCACACUCGACUCAUAUACAAGUGCGACUGUUGCGAAAAGGUAUUCUCCUUGAAUCUUUCCUUCUCUCUACCAUGUAAUGAUAUAAAAAGGAAUUCACUCAAAACAAUAAGGUGCUACGCUCUUGACUAG
Molecule: messenger RNA, 324 nt
Organism: Angiostrongylus costaricensis
Lineage: Eukaryota; Metazoa; Nematoda; Chromadorea; Rhabditida; Metastrongylidae
Source: the annotation of a GenBank genome assembly